AUGCCUGUACUGGUCUCCAGCCAGAACCUGUCAUCAUCAUCCUCUCCUGCAUCAAGCACCACCACUACCACCAAUAAUAACAACAUCACAACACAAUCAACAACCACUGUUGAAUCCAAUCUCAAAACCAUCAAAAUUCCCAUCGAACUCCAAAAAUCACUUCUUCCCUCCAGUCUCCUAUCCGAACAUGAAAAUUCAACAUCCUCGUCGAGUGCACUCCUACAGGAACAAGUCGUUCAACAAUUGAUGGACUAUCGUGAGGAAUCAUUAGCCAAGGCCUAUAUGAUGUUGAAUGUUCCAUUACCACCCAAUUUGCCCACCCUGAAAGAUUCAUUUACCGCCAAUGCUCAACUGACUUUACAACCGACCAAUAACCAUAAUUCGAAUCAGAUGCCUUCUUCUUCUCUCCAACAACAACAACAACAAACACUCUCACAAUUCUAUCAUGAAAAUCCCAAAGUUGAGAAAUUGAAACCAGCCACACAAGAUAAAUUCCAUCAAAGUGAAUUGAAAAAGGUAACCAAACAAAUACAGAGUCAGGUCGAGAAGGCGAUCGUCCAUCAUGCUUCAUCGGUGGGAGCAUCCGAGAGUUCAGCCUUGUUGGAUCGGGAACAAUGGAUGGCACGAGCUCUCAAGAGAAAUCCGAAUGUAUUGGCUCUCAUGGAGAGAAUGCGUCCAUUGAGUAAACAACCAAGUCAUAGUGCUGCAUUGAUGCAACACAAUGAAGCUGGAGGUUUCUCAUCGAUGGCUUCCCUCAAGUCUGCUUCUUCGAGUUUUAGAAAAUUGAAAAGUCAGGCAUCCAUUGGCUCCGAUCCCAACUCUCCUCGAGUGAGUACGACUUCUAUUACUGGUACGACGAAUACGACGACUGGCGGAGUCAAUAGUCCAUUGCAGAGAAAUCCAAGUGAGGGUAAUAUUGGUGGAUUCGUCAAUAUGAAUUUAUUGAAUGGAACUCCAGGGAGUGGAUUUGAAGCUGGAACAAGAGAUUCCGUGCCAGUAGGUGCAACGAGUUCCACAAAUUCGAUUUCUGCACUAACCUCCAAUCCUGCAGGACUCUCUCUAUUGAUGGGUAUGACGGAUAGUAAUGGAGACAUGACAGGAACCUCGAAUGAUCAGGAGAAACAAAAAAGAAGUGCUCUUGAUUAUGCGGAUGUGUUGGGAACUGUUGAAAACAGAGAGGUUUUGUCUCGUGAGAUACUUUUACAAUUAGUGUAUCAACACUUGUCACAGCGUGGAUUGUAUCAAACGAUUGAAGUCAUGGAAGAAGAAACUGGAAUCAAGUAUAAUGGCUAUCGAUCGGAUCGAACAGAUACCAAAGAUUCAUUAAUUACCACUCUGCUCUGUCUUGGCAUUAAAGAUAUUGAAAAGCCCUAUGCAUUACCGCAAUCAGAUUUGAUAGAUCUUGAUACGGAUGUUGAGGUUCAAACCGCUAGUAUUUAUCAUCACUUUGAAGAGGAUGAUGUUGGUGACAUGAGAAAACCAUUGUGGGCUGAAUUAUUGAGCAACGAAGAUGAUAAUAUCGAUUUCGUUGGUUCUGAAUUGAAGAGUGCUUCUCUCAACAAGUUAAUUGAAAGAUUGACUAAUCCAGACACCGAUGCCAGGUUUAUUCAAUGCUUCCUUGUAACAUAUCGCUCAUUUACAGUUCCAGAAAUUUUACUUCACAAACUUUGCCAAAGAUAUCGAGUUCCCAAGUGUCCAAAGCAUAUUUCUCCUGAAGUAUGGAACAAAAAUAAGGAAACCAUUCAAAUCAGAACAGGUAACAUUUUAAACAAGUGGAUUGACGAAUUUUUCACACUUGAUUGGAAUGAAAACAUGAUUCGUGAGCUCACGGUCUUCAUUGAAGAUUUCCUUCUCAAACACAAACAAACGAGCAAAAUGGGUCUCAGAAUUCGUGGAAGACUUGCUCAAAAAUUAGCCAGUAGCAGAAAUAAGGAAGAAAAACUCAGUUUCUCUGAGACACCAGUUCCACCCGUUGUACCAGCCACUGUAUUUUCACCAAAAUUAUCAAUUUGGGACAUUAGAGAAGAUGAAUUGGCAAAACAAAUUACUUAUAUGGAUCACAAUUUGUAUCGUAAUAUUGAAGCUCAUGAAUUGCUGAACUGCUCAUGGUCCAAACCAAAACUCAAACACCGUUCUAAAAAUGUCAUCAAAAGUAUUGACUUUUUCAACAGACUUUCUAACUGGCUUGCUACACAAAUCACCCAUGAAGAAUCAUUCAGAGAAAGAAAAGCUAAACUUGCCAAAUUGAUGAACCUUGCCAAACACAUGUUCAAGUUAAACAAUUUUAACAGCUUGAUGGCUUUGAACAGUGCUUACGAAAAUGCUGCUGUUCACCGUUUGAAUUUGAGUAUCAACGAUAUUGACGAGAAACUGAGAGAAGAAUUCGCAGCAUGUUGCAAAGUCAUGUCACCUGAUUCUGCUUUUAAGGCCUAUCGUACUCACAUCAAAGAAGAAGUGAAACCUCCAUUGAAUAUUUAUCUUGGUAUUUAUCUCACUGACUUGACAUUUAUUGAAGAUGGUAAUCCAGAUAUGAUCAAACACUCCAAGACGAAUCGAAUGUUGAUCAAUUAUAAGAAGAGACAGCUCGUUGCCAAUCAAAUUGCAGAAGUGAUGCAAUAUAAGAAUCCACCCUAUAAUAUUCAACAAGUACAUCAAAUUCAAGAGCUCUUGCGAAAUACUCUUCAAAAUCAUGACAUUAUUGAUGAUAAGGUUCUUUAUGAUAAAUCAGUGCAAGUAGAACCAAGAGGUGCCAAAAGAGAAGACUUGAAGCCAUAA
Naegleria fowleri is the source of this 2775-nucleotide messenger RNA. RefSeq lists its product as uncharacterized. Bases 1 to 2775 code for a protein of 924 amino acids. The record is from RefSeq and is a predicted model, not a curated record. NCBI's taxonomy places the organism in Eukaryota, Heterolobosea, Eutetramitea, Acrasida, Naegleriidae. Gene Ontology annotation, biological process: Ras protein signal transduction; positive regulation of GTPase activity. Gene Ontology annotation, cellular component: plasma membrane. Gene Ontology annotation, molecular function: protein binding; guanyl-nucleotide exchange factor activity. The transcript has a single exon.